UUCUCCUUUUUAAUUAUUGUCUCUAUUUCUUGUCUUAGAGUUCACUUGAAACUCUCUAUGUCCUGUCUUUGAAAUUCGAAGCAUAUAUAGCACAGCAGUUUCCACAAGGCUUACAACCCAACCAACUAACUUACCCCUGCAGUUCUGCAAAAGCUCUACAAUUCUCUUCCCUGAAACCAUUAUCUCUAUUUUUGUGUUCUUAAUUUAAUCACCUAGGAACUUGCUAUGGAGAAGAUUACAAAAAUAAGCAAUGCAAGUGACGAUGAUGUUGAUGAGGGGCAGCAUCACACUAACGAAGUGCAGGAGAAGAUAAUCCUAAACCCUAAUUUUGAGGAUGGCCUGAACAACUGGACUGGAAGAGCGUGCAAGAUUGUCUUACACGAAUAUAUGGACGGAGGGAGAAUCUUGCCGCUCUCAGGAAAAGUUUUCGCAUCAGCAACACAGCGUAAAGACACAUGGAAUGGUAUUCAACAGGAGAUUUCGGGAAGGUUCCAGAGGAAGCGUGUGUACGAAGUAACAGCAGUGGUUCGAAUAUUUGGCAACAAUGUCACAAGUGCAACAGUACAGGCUACUCUCUGGGUCUUAAACGCAAACCAACGUGAACAAUACAUAGGCAUUGCAAAUGUGCAGGCAACUGAUAAGAAUUGGGUAGAGUUUAAGGGUAAAUUCAUAAUCCAUGGUUCACCAUCGAGGGCAAUACUAUACCUUGAAGGUCCACCUCCAGGAUCUGACAUUCUUCUCAACAGUUUAGUUGUCAAACAUGCUCGAAGGAAUCGUCCAUCGCCUCCACCAUUCUACGAGAAUCCUGGUUUCGGAGUCAAUAUAGUUGAAAACAGUGAAGUGGUAGAUGGGACAACACAGCCAUGGUUCACUUUAGGUAACUGCAAGUUGAGUGUGGGACAAGGCGCUCCUCGCACUCUGCCCCCAAUGGCGAGAGACACGCUUGGUCCUCAUAAACCUCUAGGAGGAAGCUACAUCCUCGUAAGUAACAGAACGCAGACUUGGAUGGGUCCGGCUCAGAUGAUAACCGAUAAACUCAAACUCUUUUUGACAUAUCAAGUCUCCGCAUGGGUCAAGAUUGGUGUGGGAGUGAGUGGUAGUAGUAUAAGUCCUCAAAAUGUGAACAUUGCACUUAGCGUUGAUAACGAAUGGGUCAACGGAGGACAACUCGAGGUCACUGUUGGUGAUGCAUGGCAUGAAAUUGGCGGAUCCUUUAGGCUCGAGAAGCAGCCACAAAAUGUCAUGGUUUACGUUCAAGGUCCUGCAGCUGGCAUUGAUUUGAUGAUCGGGGCACUGCACAUUUUCCCCGUGGAUCGUCGAGAACGUAUCAGAUGUCUCAAGAGACAAGUUGACCAGGUACGCAAGCGCGACAUCGUCUUGAAAUUCUCAGGACUAGACGACGACUCCUUCGAUUUGUUUCCUUACAUAGUGAAGGUGAAACAAACAUACAACAGUUUCCCACUAGGAACGUGCAUUAACAGAUCAAGCAUAGACAAUGAAGACUUCGUAGAUUUCUUCACUAAGAACUUCAACUGGGCAGUGUUUGAAAACGAACUGAAGUGGAACUCGACAGAGGCCGAACGUGGGAAGCUCAAUUACCAAGAUGCAGACGACAUGUUGGAUCUGUGUAUCGGCAACAACAUCAACGUUAGAGGACACUGCAUCUUCUGGGAAGUUGAGUUCAGAGUACAGCCGUGGCUUCGCCAGCUCAACAAAACCGAGCUUAUGAACGCGGUCCAGAAGCGUGUCACGGACCUCCUGACACGAUACAAAGGUAAGUUCAAGCACUAUGAUGUUAACAACGAGAUGCUUCAUGGCUCUUUCUAUCAAGACAGACUCGGAAAAGGUGCACGAGCACUCAUGUUCAACAUUGCACACAAGCUUGAUCCAUCUGCUCUCCUCUUUGUGAACGAUUACCAUGUUGCGGACGGUGAUGACACACGCUCGUCCCCGGAGAAGUAUAUAAAACAAGUUCUUGAUUUGGAAGCUCAAGGUGCACCUAUAGGAGGCAUAGGGCUCCAAGGACAUAUGGUGAGUCCUGUUGGACCAAUCGUGUGCUCUGCUCUUGAUAAGCUCUCUGUUUUAGGUCAUCCCAUAUGGUUCACGGAGAUUGAUAUCUCCUCUAGCAAUGAGCACGUUAGAGGAGAGGAUCUUGAAGUCAUGUUGUGGGAAGCUUUUGCCCACCCUGCUGUUGAAGGAAUAAUGUUAUGGGGUUUCUGGGAACUAUCUAUGAAUAGGGAGAACGGACAUCUGGUGGAGGCAGAAGGAGAAGUAAACGAAGCCGGAAAAAGAUUUAUGGAUGUGAAACAAGAAUGGUUAUCUCAUGCAUAUGGGAUCAUCAAUGAUGAAUCAGAGUUCACAUUCAGAGGCUACCACGGGACUUACGCCGUCGAAAUUUGUACUCCGGCUGGGAUUGUUCUCAAAACGUUCGUCGUCGAAAAAGGAGACAGUCCACUUCUUAUCUCCAUUGAUCUCUCUUCUUUGUGAUGUUUGUGUUUCUUCUUUUUUCUCUCUUUUUUUUUUCAUUUGACCUGGUUUCUCUUAUAUAUGUAUGGGGACUUGUUUUGCGUGAAGCAUGUAACAUAUGUUCACAAAUUUAUGUUAUGUCUUGGUUUUUGAUUGAUUUAUACAAGUGCAAUAAAAGCAUGUGAAUAUUUGAUUGUUAUGACA
Molecule: messenger RNA, 2670 nt
Organism: Camelina sativa (false flax)
Lineage: Eukaryota; Viridiplantae; Streptophyta; Magnoliopsida; Brassicales; Brassicaceae
Product: endo-1,4-beta-xylanase 3
Biological process (GO): carbohydrate metabolic process
Molecular function (GO): hydrolase activity, hydrolyzing O-glycosyl compounds
Source: RefSeq, a predicted model, not a curated record